Messenger RNA from Anarrhichthys ocellatus (wolf-eel), 1569 nucleotides. RefSeq names its product notochord granular surface (gene ngs). Gene Ontology annotation, cellular component: intermediate filament; cytoplasm. Gene Ontology annotation, biological process: intermediate filament organization. The transcript has 11 exons. Lineage: Eukaryota; Metazoa; Chordata; Actinopteri; Perciformes; Anarhichadidae. The record is from RefSeq and is a predicted model, not a curated record. Gene Ontology annotation, molecular function: structural constituent of cytoskeleton. Bases 1 to 1569 code for a protein of 522 amino acids.
AUGAGCCGCAGUCCAGAGAAGAUGUCUUCAUACCGCCGGCAUUUCGAGGGGACCCUGGCUGCCCCUCCUGCCUACCAGCUCCGGGUGUCCAGUCGCUCUCCCACCCGAAGGGGGACCCGCCACCGGUCGGCCAGUUUCACCCGGAGUGGGACGAUGGGCCGCAGAGCCAUCUCAAACAAGGCUUGCAUGAACAGCAGUGCGAGUAUGGGAGCGCUGUGCUUUGGCAUGUCCAUGGGGCUAGGGCCAAAACUGGACCUGGAUGCGGCUGCAGCAGAGAACCAGGCCUUUAUGACGACCCGCACCACUGAGAGGCAGGAGAUGGUAGCACUCAACGACCGCCUGGCAGUGUAUAUUGAAAAGGUGCGAAACCUGGAGUCAAAAAACAAGCUGCUGGAAGUUGAGAUUGAGGCCCUGAAGAGCCGCCAUGUGAGACCAUCAGGCCUCAGGCAGCUGUAUGAGUCCCAGCUGAAGGAGCUCAACAGGGACGCAGAGAGAAUAAGAAUCCAGAGGGAUAUGUCUUUGGCAGCCAAGGAGGCGAUGUUGGGCCAGUUUGAGAUGCUGAAGGCCAAAUACGAUGAGGCUGUGAAUGCCCGGAAAAAGGCGGAGCAUGAUAUUGAGAAUCUCCGUCCGGAAGUGGAUAAAUCAACUUCAUUACGGUUUGCGCUGGAGAAACAGCUGGAAAACCUGGAGAUUGAGCUGGCCUUCCUUCAGAGAGUUCACAAGGAGGAAAUUGAGGAGCUGGUGCAAAUGAUCUGUUCAGCAACCACCAAGGUGGACCUAACCUUUGGCCUCCCGGACCUCUCCUCUGCUCUCAAACUGAUACAGUCUCAGUAUGACAGCAUUGCUGCAAAAAACCUGCAGGAAAUGGACACUUGGUACGGGACAAAGUUUCAGGACCUGAGCAGCGCCUCCACCAAACACGUUCGAAGCACUCGAAGUAUUAGAGAGGAAAUCGCAGGCUAUAAGAAGGAUCUUCUCAACAAGGAACGUGAAUUGGAGGCACUGAAGACAAAGAAUGAGUAUCUGGAGGCUCAGAUUCGUGAUGCAGUGGGAAAGUACAAGGAGGAGGAGGAGGACUUACAGGAGCGUAUAGAGGCGAUUAAACUGGAUCUGAAGGUGACCAAAGAGAAGAUCGCUCUGCUGCUGCGGGAAUACCAGGAACUGCUAAAUGUAAAGAUGGCUCUGGAAAUUGAGAUCACCACCUACAGGAAGCUGAUUGAGGUGGAAGACAGCCGUCUGGACACCAUGGUCCGAAACCUGUCCCUCACUGGAGGACUGCAUCUCACCUCAGGUGUCUGCAUGCACGAUGCCUCGGCCCCUGCAGCCACUUCAAAGCUAGACGGGGCCUCCGGCGACACGACCAGUAGCGGGGCUGAGAAAGCUCCGGCUACUGCCCGGGUGGAGGUGGCCUCAUCAGACAGUCACUUAGAGGAGCAGGCGACUGAGAGGUCUGAGAGGAGGACUGUCCUGAUCAGAACAGUUAAGACAGAUGAGGACACUUAUGAGCGCGACACGCUGGAGCACACCAUCACCAUUUCUGGAGCGGCGGACGACACAGAUGAAGAAUAG